Molecule: messenger RNA, 1052 nt
Organism: Pseudogymnoascus destructans
Lineage: Eukaryota; Fungi; Ascomycota; Leotiomycetes; Thelebolales; Thelebolaceae
Exons: 2
Coding region: 1-963 (320 amino acids)
Cellular component (GO): cytoplasm
Molecular function (GO): aldehyde-lyase activity
Source: RefSeq, a predicted model, not a curated record
AUGGCCACCAACGGCACCUCCGGCAGCGCCAAUGGCACCGCCCACGCCGCAACAACCCCAACAGACAUGCGCGCCUACCGCGCCCCGUCCCUCCUGCAGCCUCACCGCGCGCGCAACGCCCUCCGCGACGCACACGAGGGCAGGAUCCCCCCUCUCCAAGUCUACUUCCUCAUGCUCUCCGCCCCGUCGAUCAUCAAGGUCAUCGCACAGGUCGGGUACGAUGUUAUCCUCAUCGACCAGGAGCACUCGCCCAUGGACAUUGGUGAGAUGACCAGGAUGGCGCAUGAUAUCCAGUUGGUCAGCGAGGGAAGGACAAUGGCGUGGAUCAGAAUCUGCGGCCACGAUCACGCCAACAUCGGAUACGCCCUCGACACGGGAGCUAGCAUCAUGGUCCCGCAAGUCGAGACGGUCGAGGACGCGAAACACAUUGUCUCCGCCGCCAAAUUCGGCAAGAAGAUCAACGGCACCCGCUCCGCGCCCCCCGGACGCUGGCUCCCGGGCAUCUCAGACACAGGCGUCAACCCCGAGCUCACCCUGUGGGAAAACCUCAACAACCAAGCCGCCAUCAUCAUCCAAGUUGAAUCCAAGGAGGCCGUCGACAACCUCGACGCCAUCCUCACCGAGUGCGGUGAGCACAUCGAUGCGGUGUGGCUCGGCUCGCUCGAUUGCAGAGUUUCCAUGGGCCUUCCGGGCUUCUGGGGCGAGGAGCCGGAGUUCCUAGAGGUCAUUGAGACGAUGAACAAGACGCUGAGGAAGCAUGAUAUGCCGUAUGCGGGAGCGGCGAUGGGGACGCCCGAGCAGGUGAAGGCGAUGGGAGAGGGUAAAGCGUUUACGGCUGUGCAGGGGGAUGUGUUUUCGUUGCUGGCGGCGGCGGCGGAGAAUUUGGGACAGGCGAGGCAGUUUAUGCCGGCGGUGAAUAUUUCGGCCGCGAAUAAGAAGGCGAGGGAGCUGGAUGUGCGGUGAAUAGGGGUGUAAUGGUCGCGGGAAGAUGGAGGGGGGUAUGGCCGUUCUGGGUGUGUGUUAGAUAUAGACAGAGCCUUGGGGAGGGUGGA